This is a messenger RNA of Somion occarium, 1596 nucleotides long. Lineage: Eukaryota; Fungi; Basidiomycota; Agaricomycetes; Polyporales; Cerrenaceae. The record is from the annotation of a GenBank genome assembly.
CUGAUAUUCAGGUAAGCAUCCCUGCUCAAUGUCAGUCGCUCACCGCUCCUACAGAUAUUGGAACUUGAAGUUCAGCACUGUCGAUGUUUCAAACCUUAUGCUCUGAAAGCAGAUGUCCAUGGCUGAAGAGUGAGAAGAUCAUUUACACAAAUCAGGCACAUGACAACCAGAAAUGUCAGGAAUCAUAGGCGAAGCGUGUUAGGUUGCAUUAUCGCCCUGGCUUGGCCUCCGCUAAGUUCGGUUGCACCGCGACAUCGCCGCAACCUGACCCCAACUGUCAUUAAUAGUUUGCUCGGGUCUUUUAUUCAGACGCCCUCAUGAUAGAAAAGUGUUCACGACUGGAGAAGGAAUUAGGGUUGCUCCUUCCCCCCGUUCUUACCUCCCCAGCUAUUACAUCGCCAUGCGUAUCGAGUCGAAGCAUCUUGAGCUGGCCAGACUAGUAGCAUUUGGAACUGUAUCCUUGUUCUCAGUUAUCAUCCUGGCGUUGAGCGCACAUUGGAUCGCUACUACGGAGACGAAGUUCGUCAGUCCGUUCUAUGAUCCAUAUGCGGCGUUUGCACUUGCUGUAUCUUUGCUCUCUCUGUUGACCUUACCCGCAAUGUUGAUCAUUGAUCAUAUAAGAAAGGGUGCUUUCACCUCUAAAAUCAUCUUUGAGCUGUCCUGGAUCGGAACGCUCGCCAUUCUUUGGCUCGCAUCUGCGGCCGUAACGUCACAAGUCUACGCCAACUCGACACUUACAUGCUGGCGCAACUUUACUGUCAUCAUCGUUGGCUGCAGAGAAGCCCAAGCUAUUCAGGCGUUUGGACACCUAAACUGGCUCUUGCUAUUCUUCUACUCCGUAGGACUCGCCGUGCUCUCUCUGGUGUCUCAUAACAAUGGCAGAGACGUUUGGCAUUACAGUGUCAAGGAUGCCCAGUUUGCAACAAGCGUGACCUCUCCAGCGGGGACGCCUGGAGUUUACGAACCUAAGGACCCAAUGACUGGACCAUCGACACAGAACGUACCAGUUCCUCAGCAGACAUAUUAUCCCCAGACUGUCCCACAGAGUUCUCCGUACGUGGGGACGCCGAAUACCCUUCCCCCGCAGUCAUAUCCUCAACCAGCUUGAUGAAGGCGUAGAAUGGGGAUUGCAUGAUCAUGCACAUUGUAUGUGGACGUCUUGGGACAUUUUAUUCAGCUUCUCCUUGCGGUAUUCGAGGUGUUUCAGCUGGGGAUUUGUAGUCUUGUUAGCACGCAUCUUUGACUGAAUUAGGUAUUCGACCUAUAUAUUGGUUGCUCAUGCUUCGAUAUAUUCUAUAUACUGACACUCAAUACCUUCCGAUUUGCCUGUUGUUCGCAUGUAUAAUUUGGUUCCGCAUCGCACAAAGGUUUAUAUAUAUACAUCUCGUAUGGUACAAACAGGCGAGUAAAGGUACAACAAUACGAGUAUUCAAUGGUACACGAGUCAUACAAGGUAGUUCGGGUCAUCCAAAAGUCAUUCAAUCAUCACUAGGUGUCGUGCACGCGAUCGCAUAGUCAGCCUGCCUCAUCAGCAUGAGACCCAAGGGCACCAUGACCGGUCCUCCAACGACAGAACCCUGUUCACCCGGCAGUCCC